This is a messenger RNA of Pomacea canaliculata, 7987 nucleotides long. Its product is annotated as putative leucine-rich repeat-containing protein DDB_G0290503. The record is from RefSeq and is a predicted model, not a curated record. NCBI's taxonomy places the organism in Eukaryota, Metazoa, Mollusca, Gastropoda, Architaenioglossa, Ampullariidae. The coding region runs from base 1018 to 4848 and encodes 1276 amino acids. The transcript has 30 exons.
UUGGAGAAAAAAAUAAGAGGGCGAGAAAAUGUGUGUGUGUGUGUGCAAGUUAUUUUAAAAAUUAUUUCACCAACCGCUAGUGACGCAGAUUGGUAGAAAGCCUCACGUCUCAGCGAGUUAACGAGCCUGACGCUCACCUGCGCCAGGUGGGCUCGUUUCCCACAGAAGCCCACGUCACAACAAGCCUACCUCAGCGCGCCGCCUGCCGUCCAGUUCCACCCGAGUGUGCGUGUGUGUGUCUCGAUACACAAGGCUCUCAAGCAGGCUUACUGAACACACUGUCACCACCCGCACGAUCACAUCGAGUCGUCUGCAAGCCGAGCGCCAGAGACGGGAGGGUGCAGGAAAGAGCAGCUCUAGGUACAGCCAGGUCCAGAAGUGUCGCCAAUAGCAACACGACAUCGUGACUCGUCGACGAUAGAAGAUUUGUCCGAGGAUUAUCGAGUGACUCGGUCAGGGUGACCCCUCCCCCCAAAGCUGGUCAGCUGUACCCUCCCCCAUCUCCUUUGUCCAGUGGAACGGGGUCGUCGGGGUCAAGUCAGCAGGUUCUGUGGACAGACUUCAGGAGCGGAAUGUGGUCAGGGGUUGUUCGACUUGUAACCUGCUUGCUCCUGCUUGAUGGGGCGUGUUCACACGCACAUGACUGUGAUUUCACGGGAAGUGAACCCCAGCCAUCGCAGUGGAAACGGUGUGCUCUGUGAGACAGACGACUAUCCAGAAGACACACACAGAGAAAGGACAGGACAGCAUCCACAAGAAGCAAUACAUCACUGAGCAAGUUACCUACAGGUGGGAGAACCGUGUUGUGAAGUCUGUAGAAAGUAAAGCCGGCUGUUGUGUUCCUCCUCCACCACCCAGUUCGUCGUGGUUUGGAUUACACCUGUUGACUGACCUUGAGAUACCUUCAGGAAUUCGUCAAUACCGAGCGAUGACAUCAGGCCACGGGCACUAGCAGCGUCGAUCACGUCCCUUAGAGGGUGAGGGGCGACGAUUGGUAUUGCCCCAGCGGGAGGCCGGAUGGACGGUCUUGAUGCGGACGAAGAGUGGAGCGAUGCUUCUGAAGGAGCUGUAAAGUCAGGUUCGGCCACAGACGCUUCUAAAGGAGAACGAGAAGAGUUACUGAAUCGUCGGAGCGGCCAGUUGUUGUUGUCGUCAACGUUCAGCAUGUCGUCGCUGACGAAGAAGGACCCGGUGUCGCACGUGCUCGAGAAGAUCGAUGCUGAGCUCGCCGCCAUGUCGUCCUCACCCUCCUUGGCAACUGCCACACACCCAAGGCCGCCGUCUGCGGCAAGACUGAAAUCCCCGUCUCCUCUGCUGACGUUGUCAUGGCAACUCAAGUCCACCGGAAGUUCCGACACCGGCUUCGGCACCGGAAGCAGUCGGGUAGUUGUCGCCCCUGAUGCUGUGCAGCAGAAGGAGAAGGUUGCAGGCUUGGCGCAGAUGUACACCGACCCCGGGCUGACAGACGCCGCCACAGACGACGACACAGUUGGAGAUCGACUGGUGACAGAUGACCAGCCUAGUGACCUUGACUCUUUAGCCGCCGCCAAGAUCGACAACAGGUUCAAGGAGAUCAUGUCGAGAAAGAAGGGGAGCCCCAGUCCUGUCUCCUUUCUCCACAAAGUGUCAUCGCCGUCCUUCUUAUCCCAGCAAGAACCUCAGUUCUUGUCCCUCGUGAGACUGCCCACUGGCUACACCACCGACAACGAGUCCAUCAAAACGGAGGACUUCGAGAGUCGCUUCCGCAGUCUGCUAGUGACGUCAGACGGCAACAUGGUGGCGGAACCGGAACAGGCGUCAACCCCACGUUUACUAGGGCGAGGGUCAAAGGGCAAGAUCCCUGGCACCUCAACACCCAGGAAGUCCAUCCUGAGCAGCAGAGGAGCAGCAAAAGCUGAUGCGACCAGCAAAGCGGAUGUCGAUAAGACCGGGGACGGCCUUAAAAGUCCAGGUAACAAGUCAAAGCUGAACGGGAUUGUGAGGACAACCAUGCAACACACCAUGAAGUCGCUAGGGGAAACCACUGUCAAGUGGCCAGAGGAGACUGCGAGAGGACCGACUGCUUCCCUUGCCACACAGUCUGCAGACUCUGCUCCAGGAAACCUGCUUCCAGGGUCAGAGCUACCCGAGAGCGUCAGCAAUCAAGCGACAGAGGAUCUGGACGCCACCGCGCGCGAGAUCGAACGUCAGUCGGCGCACAUUCAGCGCGACAUGGAACGCGAGCGCCGCGCGAGAUCCGUGUCCCCCAUCCGGUGCCUGACGUCAUCACCAGCGACCUUGCCACCCAGACCCGCGCGCCCUGCCACACCCGCCCGUCUACAGACAACAACAACUGACUAUGGUUCUGUGAAUUAUGAUUCUGGUGAUGUGUUUGCCUCCAGCCCGACAGUCAACAAGGACGUUUCUGAAAACACGAUUGCUGGGCAGGAGCUGAGGACACUGCGGGAGGCUCUGUUCACCACCAGGCUGCAGCUGAAGGCGGCGGAGAAAGAAGCCAAGGAGAUGCGAGACAAGGCCGAGGAGGCGAGGUCGCAGCUGAUGCUGCUGGAGUUCAAGAGAAGCACUGCUGCCAAGGAGCUCGACCGUCUGAUCGACGAGAUCUCCCGCAAGAAGGGCAUGAGCCAGCUGUACGACUCCGAGGUGCAGGCCAAGCUCAGCGAGAUCAGGGGCUUCCAGGCUCUGGGCAUCUCCAUGGAAACAGUGCGGCUGCUGCAAGAGGAGAACGACACCCUGAAGCUGCGGCAGCGCGGACUCCGCACAGCGGAACUGGAGCGAGACGAGUUGUCGCGGCAGCUGGAGGCGGCCAAGGAGGACCUCCUGCGCGAACAGAAGCAAGCUCGCCUGCAGCGUGAAGAACUUAGCGAGGAAAUUGAGACGUUGACAGCGAGGCUGGAGGAGACUCAGAACAACCUGUCCAUAGCCCAGAGGACCACAGACAAGCUGGAGGACGCCUUCCGUCAGAUGGAGCGAGAAAAGAACGAACUGAUUCAGGAGACGACGAAGGAAUACGCCGCCCUGAAGGUGAGGGCGAACCAGGAGAGUAAGGAGAGCAGGCAGCUCAUGACCCGGGAGGUGGAGGUCAUCAACGAGGAGCUGCAGGAGCUGCGAGUCCGCGUCAACGACCUGCUGGCUGACAACAAGAUGAAGGAAGAGCAGAACAGCCAGCUGAGAGAGAACCUAAACGCACUGCAAAGUCAGUUGUCCCAAGAGCAGGCCUCCCGCGCUGCCGUCACGGAGGAUCACCGCAAGACUCUGCAGAUGUUGCGCAAAGAAACGGACACGGCCAUGCUGCAGCUGCGAGAGUCGCUGUUCUUGGACAAGCAGAGGGCGCUGGAGGAGCUGCGCGCGGAGGUGGAGAGCGAGCGGCGGGACAGCACGUCCAGGGCGGAUGAACGCAUGGCGCAGCUGCUGGGCGAGAACGCAGCGCUGUUGUCGGAGAAAAACCAAGAGAUCGCGAGACUUCAGGAGAAGGUGCGAGAUGUCCAGCGGAGUGUGGACAGACGUGUUCAGGAGGUCACAGAUCAGAAGAUGCGGGAGGCGGUGGUGAGGGAGAGUGCGCGCUUGGAGUCGGAGAGCCAGUGGAAGCUGCGAGCUGAACGAGAAGCCAUGACUCGCGAUGCCAAGCAGAUGGUCGACGAGAUGAAGAUGGCGCUGGACCAAGAGAAAGAACUCACUCACCAUCUGAAGCGAGAAGUGUCGCAGAUGAAAGAGGAACUGGAGGAACAGAGGCGUCAGAGCCGGGAGGCACAGAAAGAGAAGCUGAUGGCUGUAGCUCGAGCUAAAGAACAGACAAGGGAACAAGGGAGUCUCGAGCUGGAAAAGGUGAAGGAAAAAGUCCGACAGGACAUGCAGCGCGAGGUGGACCGGGUGCAAAGCCAGCUCCGCCAAGCGGAGGACGAGAUUCGAACACUGAAGUCGGAGAAACAGCAGAUCGUCAGUCGAGAGAAAGACAGCCAGGCCUCGCUUGACCGCGUAGAGAAAACUGUUAUCAACGAGCUCAACGAGGAAUGCCGACGAGGAGCCACUGCUCUGGGUGUGUCACCUAGACAGGUGCAACUCAGCGCCGUCACCGAGUCCACCUCCACCCGUGCGCAGAUCACAGCAGCCCUGGCCAACCUGCGAGCUGUCAAUGAAGAGCUCCGGAACCACAUUCAAGAGUUGUCUACCGAGCUGGAGAGGUGUCGCUCUGUCAUCAGUGAAUUGGAGAAAGAGAAAGUCGAGGUGGCAGAGGGCGUGCGCCUUGAGAUGGACAAGAAGAGGGUGCUGGAGCUGGACAGACUGAAGGAAAAGCUCUCAAAGGAACAUGCAGAGGAACUGGCAAAGGUGGCUCAGGCCAGCGCCCGCCAGUCCCUGGCCAACUCCAUGGUAACGGCUUUGAGACGCAAGGACCAGGAGAUCGAGGAGCUGAAGAACUCGCUACAGACCUGGCGAGACCAGACUGCCGAGAAAGUGGCUCACCUGUACAAGACGGAGCUUGCCCGAGAACUGGAAAAGUCUCAAGCUGUCGUGAGUCAAAACAACUUUGAGCAGAAACAGGUCAACGAGAUGCAGCAACGAGAAAUAGACCGACUGGAGAGAGAGGUGCAGCGGCUGGCCAUGAUGCAGUGCAGCAAGCCCCCCGUGGCCCCCCGCGCCGUGUCGCCCAGCCCCCUGUCGCAGCAGCAGCAGCAGCAGCAGCAGUACCUGCAGGCCCGCAUCAAGCAGCUGACGGCGGACAACGACGCGCUGCGCCGCAAGCAACUCUUGUCCAGAAACAACCUCUCUGUUCCGGACUUGUCGGCCCUGUCACCCACCCAGACAUCCCCUCGCCGACCUCUAUCACCUACACGUGAGCCGAGAGACAAGUGAGACACCUGGAAGACAGAAUUCGUCUGGGCGAGAAGGAGGCCAUCAUAGCCGAGGAGCGAGCAAAGCUCAGUCAGUCGUUGCUGUCGCACAAAAUGGCGGAAAUGACGAAGCUACAGAAUACUCUCAACUGCCAGAACCAGGAGCUGAUGCAGCUGGAAAAGGCCUACACCCAGCUGCAUCGCCAGUACAACAACACACCUGUGAUGUCAGCCCACCACGUGCUGACCCUCUCCCGGUAGCCGCACCCACUUCAAAGGAGCCGCGGGUCACGUGCUCGGAACCUGCGCCUGACCGACACAAGGACAUUUACGCGCAUCCACUUGUUUGUUUUUUUUGUUUUUGUUUUUGUUUUUUGCCAAACGUGGCAGACAAUCAUUGGUAAACCAGGAUAUCUUGAAGCAGCCCAAUAUUAGAAACCUUUAGUCACAGUUACUAGGCUAUAGACAGAGCUGCUACGGCCAUCUUGUGUACAAUUUAUUUCCUUCCUUCUUUCGUGUAUUUUUUUUUCUUCCACAUUCUAAGUCCUCUUUCUUUCUUUCCAUUUUUUUUAGGUUCGUUCGUUCGUUCUUUCCUUCCUUUUUUGUUUCUUUCCUGUUUUGGUUUUUCCUUUUCUGUCAGUCUGCCUUCUCUUGUCUUGCUUUUGUUUGCUCUUUAUUUCCUACCACCCUACAUUUUCUGGGUGUAUCGUUUGUUUUUACCGAUAGAUAACAAACGUUUAGUAAACAUUGCAUCUUUAGCGGAAUCGGACUGCUCUCAGGCAAAGGACACUGCCAAAACAAGGAGAGAAGUGGUAGAAUUUUGGUAGAAGUAUUUCCAUUAACAUAUUUUUAUACCUCCAGUGUUUAAAGAGAUGAGCUGGUCAGAUCAUCCGUAGCAUGUAGCUGCACUUGGGCAUCUGGCAUUAACCUCAGUGAUGUGAAGAGAUGAUAGUCAGCCAACUGCACGAGAAAAAUGUUUAUCGCAGGAUAAUUGUUUUUAUUACUAAAAGUCCAUCAUUUUUCAUCUCUACUCUUUAUUUCAACCCAGAUCCUGGCUCCUGGGGAAGAGGCCAUAUUUUCUGGCGAUUAUACUGAUUUUUUGGUACACAUUAGAUAUGGGUAGAUACAGAAAGGAAGAGUGUGUGUGUGUGCGAAAAGCAGGCGGAGGAUGUGCUGUUAACAGGAUGGAAGAAAGUCUGAUAUGCCUGAGGAUGAAUGGACAGAAACAUUACUGAAAAUGUUUGCUUUAAGUGCUAAUUAAAUGCUUUGCUCUUAGUUCUCAGUAUGUGAAAAAUGUUUAAACAACCUUUAGCGAUGCCUGCAGCUUACCUCAGGCAGAAGGAAAUUUGAGUAAGUUAGAAAUAUCUCCUGCCACAUGACCAUAGUAGUUUUCUCACUAAGCCACAAAAGUAUUGAGAGGUUCAACGUGUUCAAGGCUCCCGCAAAGUGACCUUUGAACCUGGCCUCUGGCAUGCCAGGUAGUAUUAUUUGUGACAUAAAAACGAACUGCUUUUGUUCACUUUUGUUUUGCUUGUUUUCCAGACAAAAUCUCGGAGUUCUAUUUGUUUCAAAGCAGUUAGGUCCUUUAUUUUUAAUUCAACCUAAUCUUUGUAUAAACUGUCGAUGCUCUUAGUGGGAAGUAGGGUGGCUGUGUGGGUGAGGCUUUUUGGAAAUUAUCUAAUUGCUCUUUUGAAUUUCCUGACUUCUCUCAAGCAGCCUGUGUGAAGAUAUUCUCACAGCUUGAGGGUUUGACUCCAGGGCUUCUUGGUCAUACUUGGUCAUACUUGGUCAUACUUGGUCAUACUUGGUCAUUCUUCCCACAACUCCACAGCUUUCUCCUCUCUCCUUUCUCUCUGUCUCGUCCUCUGGGCAAUGGAUGACAGCAGAUGGCAAUAUUAACAGUAUAUAAUUUUACUUUCAUAGGAACAUGAAUAUUAAGACAUUGCACACUUUACAUGUAUUGAAGUACAUACAUGUGAUGAUGGUUUAAUUUUAAUUUAAUUUUAACUGUGAUAUCAAUAAUUUGAUUUCUAAUCACACCCUGGCUGUGAAAUACUGUCAACCUUGUACAGGAGCUUGUCAUUGAUAUGUGAUAUCUAGUAUUGGUGAUAAGAUAAUGCAUAAAUAUAUUUUUCAUACAACCAUAUAUUUUGGUUGUGUAUGUAUGUUAUUAUACUUGGAAAAUCAUAAAGAAGCUACUGUUGGUGUUUUCCGUGCUUAUGGAAGUUUCACAAGGUUGUAGGUGGUUGUAUAAUCAGUUAAUUAGUUUCGUACAAAUAUCCCCAUCUUAUUUUGUUAAACUUCCUUUCCAACCACACCAACAACUCAGUUUUUACAUUGUGUUGUAAAACUUCUAUUCAUAUAUCCAAUCUCCAUCGUUUAGGUGUGUGAAACAUUAAGCACUCAGCAUGAAGGGUCAGUGUUUAUACAGAGUCCAUGCAUGUAAACCUUAUACAAAUGUUAAUAUUUUUGCCAGCCUUUGUGAUAAAAGUAAAUAUAUGGAAGUUGAUUUGUUUCUGUAAACUUUGGUUCAGAUUCUUAUAACCUGUAUGUUGGUUUCCUAAGUUUCUUUUCAAGCACUCACACCUACACCUGAAAGUUGUUUUUCUUCAAGCAAUGUGAUAAACAUCUUUGUUCUCAAUCAUUUCUCUUGUCUUAUAACCUGAGUUGCAAUGUGCAGUUGUAUUAUUUAAUCUAUGUAAAGCUGAAUUGACUUGAGGCAUCGAACUGUUGAAGUAACAAUCAAAUGGCUGUAUCGUCACUGACAUUCCGUCCUUUCUUUGUCAUCUUAUAUUACUUUUGUAAUCAAGUACAACAUGAAGAUGAUAUUAUAUAAAUUUAAUAUAUAACAUAAAUAUAAGGGCCCUGUAUAUUUGUGAUCUAUCCGUCAUUUUUGUGCUACUAAUGAAUUAUUCUUUCAAUCCGCUAACUUGACUGUCUUUGUUUUUAAGGUCCUGUUCAUUAAGGGUCGUCUACUCGUUCCUUUUUUUCUCAUCUUUCCUUCAAACUGUCAUCCUUAUUUGUCGUACCAAGUAUGUAUGGUGCAUAUUGUCUUUUACUGUGUAUUGGUGACAGAAUAUAACGAAUAUUAUACAGAACUUUGGCUGUGUACAAAGUGUAAACCUGUGUGACUGAGCAAUAAACUUCCAGUUAUCAACCUU